AUGUCGGCUCAAGAAUUUUAUGAAACAUUACAAAAGUAUCAAUCGGGUCCAUUUCGAGUGGAAAAUUUGGAUCGCUUAACACUGACAAAUCGCAAGAUACCGACUUAUUAUCGGAUUCGUACCAUUGGCAAUCAUAUUCGCAUUAUGUACUGGUGGUUUUAUGGCUAUCAGUAUCCAUGUUUCUUAAAUCAAGGUGCGCACAAUGGAGAUUGGGAACAUGUAAUGGUGAUCUUGACAGAAGACCGUACUGCUGUGGCUGCUGUCAGCUUUUAUCAGCAUAGUGGACACUACACUCGAAUUGCUGGCCCACGCGAUGCUCCGUGUGCCCCAGCCGGUGCUGGACGUUGCUCGGGCUCUUUUGGUUUUGAAAGAAGUGGUACUCAUCCAGUCGUAUAUUCUGGCAAAAUUGCGCACGGUUCUUAUCACGAUAAAAAGAUCGUUGGCCUUCCUGGGCCCACCGAGUGUGCGUACUUCGGCGAUUUUCGUAAUCCGAAAUCGAUUGAUGACUAUUUGCAAAGCUGGAAUAAUCUAAUCGAUCUCGAUGGUGAUGAAGAGGCUUGGAUCAUCGCGGAUAGAACUGCCAACUGGGCAUGGGGGCCAGGAGGUAUCACUAACCAUCCAACUAAACGUUUUCCGGAUGAUGCCGAACAUUCUGUUGCCUGUACAGGAAACGUCAACCUUGGUGUGGCUGACGCAGCUUGUUAUCAAUCAGAAUGCCUAUCAGGCGAUGAGGAGACUACCAGCAACUGCGUGAAAGAAUGGAAUCCCAAAUUGAAAGUCUAUCAUCGCAUGGCGAAGACAAAUGCAUACAUGUAUAACUACAUACUGCCACAUCAAGAUGCCGGCUUGAUCCGUCGUCGUAAUCAUGAAAAUGAAUGGAACCUACCAUAA
Molecule: messenger RNA, 891 nt
Organism: Rotaria sp. Silwood1
Lineage: Eukaryota; Metazoa; Rotifera; Eurotatoria; Philodinida; Philodinidae
Source: the annotation of a GenBank genome assembly